GCGGAAGUGAUUCCUCCAAAUGACCCGGAACCCACGGCGGCAGGCAGCUGGGGGUGGGGGGGCGGCCCUGGUAUAGGGGCUGUGGCGGUGCGCUUGGACCCGGUGCGGUGGCUGCGGUGGCUGCGGGGCUGACGAGAAACUACUAAAGUUCCUGUGGACACAGUAGAAUUUCAUAAGAACAUAAUGGAUGGAGAAGAGAAAACCUAUGGUGGCUGUGAGGGCCCUGACGCCAUGUAUGUCAAAUUGAUAUCUUCGGAUGGUCAUGAAUUUAUUGUAAAAAGAGAACAUGCGCUAACAUCAGGAACAAUAAAAGCCAUGUUGAGUGGCCCAGGUCAAUUUGCUGAGAACGAAACUAAUGAAGUCAAUUUUAGAGAGAUCCCUUCACAUGUGCUAUCAAAAGUAUGCAUGUAUUUUACCUACAAGGUUCGCUACACUAACAGCUCCACGGAGAUUCCUGAAUUUCCAAUUGCACCUGAAAUUGCACUGGAACUGCUGAUGGCUGCAAACUUCCUAGAUUGUUAAAUAAAAUAAAUUAUAAUAAACUGUUAACUUUUUUCAGUAUUUAAUACCUGUAGUUCAGUUAGUAAUUUUUUCACAUAUAGCAUGUUGCCUGUGUGCAGUUGAACUUUAAAGUUCGUUGCAAAGCAGAUUAUCUUCUGUUCUUUUGCAUAGCAAUCAGAGUUGAAAUUUGUUUGCUACAUCAACAAAUUAAGGACAUUUUCACAAAUUGAGAAUAAACAAAUAUGCCAAUUCGUAGGUGGUUUUGCCUUAUCCUUUGGAUGUGAUUUUUAAAAUUAGAGCAGUGGUGAUAUAGUAAAUGCUGAAAUUUAGGCAUAAAUUCAACACGUUCUACAGGUAAAUAAUGGGGCUACAUAUUUUUAUGUUUUUAGUGUUUUUUUAAAAACCUAUUCUGAUCUUAAUAGCUGUCAUUAGCAUUACUAGAGUUAUGCAAUUGCAUAUAAUUGCAUUAUAAACAUGUUUAUAACUUAGCCAAAAUAUUGAUUUUUAUAACUGUCAAAGACAUGAGAGUUGAAAUUUCUUAUGUGUCUUUUGAUAAACUGCAGUAUUGUUUAAGUGUA
Molecule: messenger RNA, 1079 nt
Organism: Physeter macrocephalus (sperm whale)
Lineage: Eukaryota; Metazoa; Chordata; Mammalia; Artiodactyla; Physeteridae
Gene: ELOC
Product: elongin C
Exons: 4
Coding region: 184-522 (112 amino acids)
Biological process (GO): ubiquitin-dependent protein catabolic process
Cellular component (GO): elongin complex
Molecular function (GO): protein-macromolecule adaptor activity
Source: RefSeq, a predicted model, not a curated record